AGGGCUGGGGCGGGAAACCCGCUCCCGCGCUGGAGCCCGGCCAGGCGCGCGCGGCGCCACAGCAAAUAUGAAGGUCAUCACUUGUGAAAUAGCAUGGCACAAUAAGGAGCCUGUUUACAGCUUAGACUUCCAGCAUGGAGCUGAUGGGAAGAUCAAUCGAUUGGCCUCAGCAGGUGUGGACACAGCCGUUCGUAUAUGGAAAGUGGAAAAAGGACCAGAUGGAAAAGCAAUUGUGGAAUUCUUGUCCAACCUUGCCCGCCAUACCAAAGCAGUAAAUGUUGUGCGCUUCUCUCCAAGUGGUGAGAUCCUAGCGUCUGGAGGAGAUGAUGCUGUUAUUUUGUUGUGGAAGCUGAAUGAUAGCAAAGAAUUGGAACCGUUAGCUUUUCAGGAUGAAGAUGAAGCUCAACUCAACAAGGAGAACUGGACAGUUGUUAAAACUUUAAGAGGCCACUUAGAAGAUGUGUAUGAUAUUUGUUGGACCUCAGAUGGAAAUUACAUGGCGUCUGCUUCUGUAGAUAACACAGCUAUAAUGUGGGAUGUCAAUAAAGGACAGAAGGUUUCAAUAUUAAAUGAACACAAGAGUUAUGUCCAAGGAAUAACCUGGGAUCCUCUAAGCCAGUACAUUGCAACUCUGAGCUGUGAUAGGAUCCUACGGGUAUACAACACACAAACCAAGCGUGUAGCAUUCAAUGUUACCAAGAUGCCAUCCGGAUCAGGAGCUGAAGGAGAGGCUAGGAGCUAUCGGAUGUUUCAUGAUGACAGCAUGAAGUCAUUUUUCCGCAGGCUCAGUUUUACUCCUGAUGGCUCCUAUUUACUCACUCCAGCUGGCUGUGUUGAAUCAGGAGAAAAUGUAACAAACACCACAUAUGUUUUUUCCAGAAACAAUCUUAAAAGGCCUGUGGGUCACCUGCCAUGUCCUGGAAAGGCAACUCUUGCUGUUCGCUGCUGCCCAGUCUACUUUGAGUUGAGACGAGCGUUUAAUAAAGAUGAACUCAGUCAGAAAUCAGCUCCUGCCCUAUUUAAUCUGCCCUAUCGAUUGGUGUUUGCUGUUGCUUCAGAAGAUUCUGUGCUUUUUUAUGAUACUGAGCAGUCCUUCCCCUUUGGUUAUGUUUCUAACAUACAUUAUCACACCCUUAGUGACAUUUCAUGGUCCAGUGACGGAGCCUUCCUUGCCAUUUCUUCCACGGAUGGAUACUGUUCAUUUGUUACUUUUGAGAAGGAUGAACUGGGAAUACCACUGAAGGAGAAGCCACAGAUAAAUGUCAGGGCUCCUGGUGCAACAGAGAAGAAAGUGAAAAAGAGCCAGUUGCACAAAGCAAUUUCCCCAGGCUCUAGACUGACAGAGGGGACUCCUCCCAGCAGGGUCACUGAUCCCAGCACCCCAACCCUGCAACCUAGAACACCCGCAGCUGCCGGUAAAGACUUGUCUUCCACACCUGUUGGCAUAAAAAAUAUUCCAGUCUCAUCCUCAGACGAGAGGAAAAUCAGCCAGCCAGCAGGCCAGAGCACUAAAGUAAACCAGCCCAGGAGGAUUACUCUCAACACUUUACAAGCAUGGAGCAAGACGCCAAGGAGAGUAAACUUGAUUCCACUGAAGCCAGAUACGCCAACCUCUGCAUAUACAGAUACAGUUCCUAUACCUCCUUCCUCAGAACAGGAACAUGAGAAGCCAUUACCGUCUGAUGACAGUCUUCAAAAUCCCCCAGCAUCAAAACGUCCUAGAACUGAGGAAAUGUCUCUUUCUACAUCUGCCGAAGAUCAGAUCAGCUGCAAUUCAAACAAAUAAAGGCUAAGCUUUUAGUAGACUCUUCACAGUCUGAAGGCGAUGCAGCCUAUCUGAGAGUACAUGUUGGUUUUGCAAAUGUUAAAUCCUCAAUUCCUGAUUAAAGUACAUAUUUGAUGUAAUGCUGUGAAGAAAGAAACUGGCAGUAGAAGGCACGAGUUCCAGGAAUGUAGCUUUGCAGAAGAGGAAAUAGUUGGGAAGAGACUUCUAAGUAUGUUUCUACUUCUUGAAGACAGCAUUCUUCAAGAAAUGCCACAGCUUAAAGAAAUCAGGGAAAUCUGAGUUACUGAAAAGCAAUACAGUAACCUAAGAGUCUCCAUCAAAGUUCCUAAGUUGAUGUUUAUAAAGUAUUAUGUCUUCCAGUAAGCUGUCUGGCAAAAGAAUAGAAUUUCUAAGGACUUAAAUACAUUCAUAAUGGUUUGAUGUGGUUUAGGACAAAAUAUUUAAGACAAAAAAAAAAAAAGAAGCAGUUUCAUUCAAGCAUCUAGACUUAAUAUGUUUAGCAAUGUGCAAAAUAAUUCACACUCUCAGGUACAUGGGGAAUGGAAGCUGAUGUUCACAUGCUCUGAAUGCACCAGAGUAAAAUAUGACUGAUAGGAUUAAAAUACCAAUCAGGACUUGUAACUGCAAGAAACAAAGCAAAAGGAAGAAAUCCUCUGAAGACCUGUUGUAAGCAUUAAAUAGUGGAAGAAAGUUCUUUGUUGUUUAGUGUCUGUUUUUAAAAAAAAAUGCAGACAAAAUUUUCCUGAAGCAGCGGGAUUUGAGCAUAUAUGUUAGAGGUUUCCCCCUUUUCUUGUUCUCAAAUAUUAAUUCCCUUAGCCAAUAAAAUGUGGUAUAAAUCAAGUGCAUGUUAAACCUUAAAGCUGAUUUCUUUUUAGCAUUUAAUAUCAGCACUAAGCAUUUAGCAUUUAAUAAUUGAACUAUGACCUGCAGAUUGAAAACAGUGAGACCAAAAUAUUUGAAAAUCGCUACACUGGAUUUGCUAUGGUGUGCAGACUUAGCCUCCAGAAGUGGAGUGCUCAGCCACAGUAUUCUGAGCUUAUCCACUUCGUUUUGUUUAACAUCAUGGACUUGACUUUUAAAAGUAAAAUAGUUCUUAAAAUGCGAAUGGUCGUUCUAGCCGAUGAUAGUGUGAAAAAGUUCUACACGGAAUUUUCUGUCAUGGUUUAGGUUAUACUUCUAUCAUUUGAAGUCCCACAGCACACAGGGGGAAAGCUGCAAUUCAUAUUAAAGGUCUUCGACUUUCUUUCUUCUCUGGAUUUGGUUGGUUUUAGGUGUGCAAUUUUGUUAGAAUUAAUUUUCUGUCAGUUUCUAAGAAGGUGGAAUAAUACUUUAGAAAAGCAGAAAUACAAAUUCUUCAGAAGUGAUUCACAAAAAUUCAUAGGGAGGACAUAUUAACAAAUACCUGUGUGAGUGUUUCAGGCUAAUGAAUAUGUUGUUUAUAAUGAAUUUUCAAUGCAAAUUAGUAAGCAAGGAGUUACAGGAAACUAACUCUUUGCUUUCAGAUGAGGAUGGAGCUUCAUUAAACUUAGCCAAACCUGGGUUUUCUUCUAGCGAGGAAUAUAAAGACAUCUACAUCUAAAAAAGUUUAUAGAGAUACCUAAAUUAAUGUUUGUAGAGAUAUGUGGAUUGACAACUGAAGCAGAUAUUUGUGACUAACAUGCAUCGCUGGACUUGCUAUUUUAUGUUUUGUCCAGUUUGAGAUCUAAAAAUAUUGGUAUUUAAUCUUUCAGUGGGACAGUGACCCACUUAGUGCAGUUCUGCAGUGUUUUGUUUUGUGCACUGCAAAGGAUCCUUUGAAUUCAAACUUACACUUCAAAGUACUAAUUGCAAAGCCAUCCUGAUAGGUAUUUUAAAAUCGAUUGUUUGUUUUACACAGUGUAUUUCAAUGUAAAUUACUCUUUUUGUUGAAAACUAGUAGGUUGGGUAUAUUAUUUUAGUGUUACUGGCGUGUCUAGUCUGUGGUUUUCAGAUACAAUCAAUUGCCAGAGUAUUCAUCUUUAUUUCAUACCGUGACCAUUCAGAUGACAUAUAUGUUUGUUGAUACGGUUGCUCAGCUUAUUUUCACUCUGCCUCACAUUCUAAUUGGAGCUGUAAAAUUCAUGUGACUUCCACUGAUGCCAUUUGGAGGCUAUUUUCACAUCAUGGUCCCUGUCAGAAUGCUUCACCUGAUAUUUCAUCUUCCCUAAUGGGAUUUUAUUUUUUCUCAUUAGUUUCUUCUUGCCACUAUGAUUUCCUACUUCUCUGCUUAUUCUGUUACUUGCACACUACUUUGUAACAUGUAUAUAGCACUAGGUUUUUAACCUUUUUCUACAGAUGGAUGCCAUCAUUCAUAUAAUAAAUUACCAUCUUCAACACUGACA
This is a messenger RNA of Calidris pugnax (ruff), 4146 nucleotides long. RefSeq names its product chromatin assembly factor 1 subunit B (gene CHAF1B). Bases 68 to 1786 code for a protein of 572 amino acids. Gene Ontology annotation, biological process: DNA replication-dependent chromatin assembly; nucleosome assembly. The record is from RefSeq and is a predicted model, not a curated record. Gene Ontology annotation, molecular function: protein binding. NCBI's taxonomy places the organism in Eukaryota, Metazoa, Chordata, Aves, Charadriiformes, Scolopacidae. Gene Ontology annotation, cellular component: CAF-1 complex; nucleus. The transcript is spliced from 14 exons.